Messenger RNA from Siniperca chuatsi (mandarin fish), 3727 nucleotides. It is a transcript of the gene tbc1d20, whose product is annotated as TBC1 domain family, member 20. Lineage: Eukaryota; Metazoa; Chordata; Actinopteri; Centrarchiformes; Sinipercidae. Gene Ontology annotation, biological process: endoplasmic reticulum to Golgi vesicle-mediated transport; positive regulation of GTPase activity. Gene Ontology annotation, molecular function: GTPase activator activity. The transcript has 8 exons. The record is from RefSeq and is a predicted model, not a curated record. Bases 432 to 1619 code for a protein of 395 amino acids. Gene Ontology annotation, cellular component: endoplasmic reticulum membrane.
CCUCUUCUUCACCGCCCAUCAUCUUGACCCUACGUCAUCAUUCUGUCUGUGCAGGCAGGCUAGCUAAAGCUGAUGUAUCCUAUUGGUCGCUUCCGUCAAUGUAAACAUGUAGCCGUGUCACCGGUGUGACCGUAUUAAGCGGUGUUUCCUUAUUGUUAACCAGUUUGUCAGUGGUCUGAAUAAUAAUGGAUGUGUUGCCGAAAAAAGCAGUUUCGGAAGCAGGGCAGCGUAGUGUUAGCUUGAUAACUAAGUUAGCUAACACUGAAUAGCUAGCUAACUAUCGGCCCGUGUUUGUAUGAGGCUAACCUUGCUAAUUAGACCGCUAGCUUCCAGUUGGCACCCACGAAAAUCGGGCUACAUCGGGAAUGCCAAACAAAGGAGGAUGGCAAAUAAUAUAAUCUAGCAAGGACACAUCGAGAAGUUGAGAAAAAAUGAAGAACUCAAGAAGUGUUGGUGCUUCGUCACCUGUGAAUGGGAAACAAGACUGGGACACCAGACGGAAGAGGAAAAUUGCGGACAUCACACAGGCCCUUAGUGUGAGUCCAGUGGAUGUGGCAGCUUUGAGGAGGAUGGCUAUCAGUGAAGGAGGACUGCUGACUGAUGAUAUACGCUGUCAAGUCUGGCCUCGGCUUCUCAACGUCCCCCCUCACGUCUUGGAUCAAGAGCCAGAAAAAGUAGAGCGGGAGAAUAACAAGGACUACAACCAGGUCUUGCUGGAUGUCCAGCGCUCACUGCGGAGGUUCCCACCUGGUAUGCCAGAUGAGCAGAGGGAGGGUCUCCAGGAAGAGCUAAUUGACAUCAUCCUCCUAGUUCUGAAACGUAACCCCCAGCUGCACUACUACCAAGGAUACCAUGACAUUGUUGUCACCUUCUUAUUGGUCCUGGAAGUGCGCCUUGCAACUGCUCUUGUGGAAAAGCUUUCCACGCAUCACCUCAGGGACUUCAUGGAUCCUACCAUGGACAACACAAAACACAUUCUUAACUAUUUGAUGCCCAUCAUUGAGAGGGUCAACCCUGAUGUGCAUGACUUCAUGCAACAGGCUGAAGUGGGUACAGUCUUCGCUCUCAGUUGGCUGAUCACCUGGUUUGGCCACGUCCUUUCAGACUUCCGCCAUGUUGUCCGGUUGUAUGACUUCUUCCUGGCCUGCCAUCCAUUGAUGCCCAUCUACUUUGCUGCUGUGAUCGUACUGUACAGAGAGGAAGAGGUGUUGGAGUGUGAAUGCGAUAUGGCCAUGGUUCAUCACCUGCUGUCUCAGAUUCCCCAGGAUCUGCCAUAUGAGACACUCAUCAGCCGUGCAGGAGACCUCUUUGUCCAGUUCCCUCCCUCUGAACUGGCUAGAGAGGCUGCCUCACAUGAAAGCAUGGCAAGCUCUACCUUUAAGGACUUUGACCUUGCGUCCACUCAACAACGACCAGACUCUGUUCUCCGUCGCCGACGCAGACAGAAACAGGCUGCACUUGAGAGCUCAGCAGCAAACUCGGUAGUGGCCCAACCUUCAGCAACACGACGGUUUGUUCGACUGGCUGUCAUGGGUCUGACGGUGGCUUUAGGAGCAGCAGCUCUCGCUGUGGUCAACACUGCCCUGGAGUGGGCCCCCAAACUGGACUUGUUUCCUUGAACUGCUCCUCUUUUACCCAUAGGUUCCUACCUAUCUGUCCUUGACUGAAUCUAGCUGUGGGUCUGUUUCCAAGAACACUUAAACUAAACCACAAACCCUGCAGUCGUUAACACUGUCUGGAGUGUACUUUCUAAACUGAACCAGUUAACGCUCCUCUUUCGCCUUCUAGGAUGUGUCUAAACAUCCUAUGUAGGGCUUCUAAGCUGAGGGUCCUUUUUAAUGACUCCUUAAGAGCAUGCACCAGUGUAACAGCAACAACUGCUGGUGUUCUGAAAUGAAGAAUCCAUCCUGUUAUAAUGGAGGGACUGUAUUUCUAAGAACUAUUACUGAUAGUGUCAUUAUUAAAGUUUAUUUAUAUUUGGUAUUAGGAUAAUCUGAUAUUGAGUUAUGCUCACAUAAGAGAUUUAUGCUUGGUGGACUCACUAAAAUUGAAACUGCUGCCAAUUAAGAGAGCUGGAGUGAAUGUAUGAGUGUGUGUGCGUGUAUGGUCGCAACCCAUUUGUUAUCUAUUUGAUACCUGGACUGAGACCAAAUAGAGGAUUGUUAGAAUCCUCUCUGUAUAAUUUACUGUUUUGUUUUUUUAAUUUAUAGGUAUGUAAGCAGCUGUGUGAAGAUAUGGUCAUGAUGCACAGGCACUUUUUAAGGUCACCAUUUUAUUAUGUUUUUAGGUAAUUUUGUCCCUUUUUAAGUUGUUUGAAUAUGCCUUUUUAGUCAAUCUUCCUUUCUGGGACCGAGUAUCUUUAAAACAUGUCAACAGUUGACACCCUUCACCACACAUUUUAAUUCUGGCACAUGGUUGGGUCAGCUAAACUUAUAUGUAAGAAGUUUAUACAAAAUGUUAUUGGUGUCAUCAAAGUAAAUGUAUUGUAGCCUGCUUGUAUGUACGGAAUGUUUUGUAUCUCAAAAUUUAAAUCUGAGGAUUAGGUCCCAAAAUCGAGUAUAGCUUUCACAGUCCAGGAAGUAAAAAAAAUGAACCAUAUCAAAAUUAUUUUACUAGAGCUUUCCAAUUACAUAUUCACCCAUUUAUUUGGUUGCAAAACCUUAAAAAUGUGUCUGUGUUUUAUGGCCCGAAAUGUCUAGGGUAUGUUUUCUGCAUCACUUUUCCUAGAUAGUAGAUGAUUAAAUCUCUCCUUUAUAGUUCAGCAACACAUUCGCUCACUCAAUGCCUGGUAACAGAAAAUAUCAACGCUGGGAUAAAUAGCAAGUAAAAUGAAGUGGAUACGGUAGUCCUUGUGUUGGCACAGUGGAGGACCCAGUUUGCACUGAUUGCAUUCGUUUUGCAAAAUCACUUUAAAAUUAGUUUGAUAGGCACUUUGUUUACUCCUACUGUAAUGGUGCUCCGGUCAGAAAAAGCGCCUGAGCCUUCAAAUGAAUGCUAUCCAAUAAGUUUGUUUUAAACAUGAAUUUAGCUUUAUUUAAACACAUGUAUGUUAGUAAGUUGAAUUGCUUUGAGUGUAGCAUUUACAUUUCAGAGGCAGUCCAGCUCAUUCCAAUGUUCCAGUCAUUUUCAUUCAUUCACAUAUUUAAAAGUAAUAGGGGAUUGCUUAGGUUUCAGUGGUAUGACACUCACCUGAAUGGCCAAGUCAAAAUACAUAGAAAGUAGCUUGUCAGAGCACUUCAUUCUAAGGUAGUGAAUUUGGGUUGUCUAAUAUUUAUAAUGUAUUUUGCUCAACACAAAUCUUCAGAAUUAUUGACUGAGUUCUAGUUCACCUACAUUGUAUGGCACAACAACCAGUUAACUAAAAACUUCUCACUUCAGUUGAAGUCAUUGGAGUGACAUGUUGAGAGAAAUUGUUUUUGCUAUAUUAGGAACUGAACACUUGGGCAUCCCAUUCCUAUAUUAAAGUUUGUAGUGAACCACUAAUUCAGCUGGUGAAGGAUCUACAAAUGGUUCAAAAUGAAGGUAUCCUGGAACAUGUCCCUGAGGUGCCUGAGAGUAUAGUUGUUCAGCAGUGUUGUAACGCACCAUGUAUCUGCACUCAGUGGUUUUCAUUUAUUUUCAUUGCACUAAAUGAUUUAUCUGCCUUUUAUGUUUAUUUUGUUAUAAUGAAUCUGUCAUACUAAUGUAAAGAUGUACAAGAGAAUGCUAAUAAACUAGAGUGAAAAUG